UGGAAAGCGGAAUGCUCUACCUAACUCUAUGAGUGCCUUCGUCAUUUAUUUCUAAAGAGGUUCCCGCAUCCGGUAGACGCACCGACUCCGAGUUCUUCUGGUUGAACCAUUGUUCAGUCCGCUUUUUCAUUGUUUUCUGCACUGGGUGUGGAAAUUUCGGAUUGCUUAGAAAAGCCAGAAUAGCGCGGAGAUCAUAACCACUGCGAACUCUUGUCCACGAUCGUCAACUUAAAAGGACAAUGAGAAAAGCUAUGAUAAUGCAGUAAUAACACCUCCUUACUCUCCAUCCCAUUCCAUUCCAUUCAACAUGAUUUUCAAGUGCAUUUCAGUCAUUGCUUUGCUGGCCACAGCUUUGGCUACUCCGCUGCAAAAGAGGACUUACAAAGGAGAAGUCACCUACUACCAUCCUGAAGUUGAUCUUGGCAGUUGUGGCAAAUUCAAUGAUGGCGACGCCAUGAUCGUUGCUAUCAACGCCCCCCAAAUGAAAAAUGGAGGUAACCCCAACAACAACCCCAAGUGUGGUCGCAAAAUUAGAGCUUAUGGUCCUAAGGGUCACGUUGAUGUCAAGGUGGUGGAUACUUGCGCUCCAUGCAAGUACGGAGAUAUUGAUUUAUCCCCUACCGCCUUCAACAAAAUCGCCGAUAAGGAGGAUGGCCGUCUCCCAGUCAAAUGGCAUUGGCUUUGAAGCUGGACUUCUUAUCUAUCCUUGACUAUACAUCUUUUCGAAAGAUAUAUGCAU
Messenger RNA from Umbelopsis ramanniana AG, 739 nucleotides. RefSeq lists its product as uncharacterized. The record is from RefSeq and is a predicted model, not a curated record. Lineage: Eukaryota; Fungi; Mucoromycota; Umbelopsidomycetes; Umbelopsidales; Umbelopsidaceae. The transcript has a single exon. Bases 308 to 685 code for a protein of 125 amino acids.